Magallana angulata is the source of this 429-nucleotide messenger RNA. RefSeq names its product U6 snRNA-associated Sm-like protein LSm3. Gene Ontology annotation, cellular component: U4/U6 x U5 tri-snRNP complex; Lsm1-7-Pat1 complex; U6 snRNP. The transcript has 4 exons. Bases 24 to 335 code for a protein of 103 amino acids. Gene Ontology annotation, biological process: P-body assembly; mRNA splicing, via spliceosome. NCBI's taxonomy places the organism in Eukaryota, Metazoa, Mollusca, Bivalvia, Ostreida, Ostreidae. The record is from RefSeq and is a predicted model, not a curated record. Gene Ontology annotation, molecular function: RNA binding.
GAUUGUUCUUCAUUCAAAUAAAAAUGGCUGACGAUCAAGAGCAGCAAGUUCCAGUGCAAAAUGUGGAAGAGCCGUUAGAUCUGAUUCGACUUAGUCUUGAUGAAAGAAUUUACGUGAAAAUGAGAAAUGAGCGAGAAUUACGUGGAAGAUUAAAUGCAUACGAUCAGCAUCUGAACAUGAUUCUUGGAGAUGUUGAAGAAACGGUUACAACAGUGGAAAUUGAUGAGGAAACAUUUGAGGAAAUUUACAAGACCACAAAGAGGAACAUCCCCAUGCUGUUUGUUCGGGGGGACGGGGUUAUCCUGGUCUCACCUCCAAUGAGGACCGGGACUUAGAGGAAAUGGAUUUGUGUUCAAAAUUCAUCAACCAUUUAUGUACAUACCAAAACUGUCCAUUGAUAAUCAUUAAAAUGACAUACAACACACUAAA